This is a messenger RNA of Rodentolepis nana, 165 nucleotides long. The record is from the annotation of a GenBank genome assembly. Lineage: Eukaryota; Metazoa; Platyhelminthes; Cestoda; Cyclophyllidea; Hymenolepididae.
UGGUCUCAGUCUGGAUUGGCAGACGGUGUUACCAGAAUUCAUCGACCACAGGGUAUAAUUGCUGCUCGCGAGAACAGACGUCGGCGUGAUGACGCCCCAAACAGACCCCUUCCCAGUGAAAUUGAAGCCGGCGAUUCAGAUCUACUUCCACUCAUUCGACCUUAG